UCCCCCUUCGAGCUUCGACACCGUGUGCGGUUUGCUUUCCUCCCCUCGAACCCCAAACCUACCCGACACCAAAUCUCCACCGGAGUCUGAUGGACGGUGCCGUACCCAGGAAACGCGAAGCUAACCACGGCGGCGACGGCGAGGCCAGCGCGCCGGACCUGAUCAGCCGCCUCCCGGACUGCAUCCUCGGCACCAUCGUCUCCCUCCUACGCACUGAGGAUGGCGCCCGCACCGCCGUCCUCUCCCGCCACUGGCGCCCUGUCUGGCGCUCCGCGCCGCUCAACCUCGACGACGACCUCAAUAUCUAUUGCGACGACGACCUCCGCGUCCAGGUCGUCUCCCAGAUCCUCGAUGCUCACGGGGGCCCCACCCACCGGCUCGCCUUCAGAUCUCUCCCCCUCGACUCCAACGCCUCCAUCUACGACGCCUGGUUCCGACGGCCGCAGCACCGUGCGCUCCAGGAGCUUGUCCUCCAUUUCCCCCUCGUCUCCAGCUACCACGAGCUGCCCGCCUCCGCCCUCCGCUUCGCCUCGUCGCUCCGCGUGCUCGACAUCAGAUGCUGUACCUUGCCGGCCGCCGGCUGGGGCCCGCCUGCCUUCCCCUGCCUUACCCACCUUUCUCUCCGCGAAGUCGGCGUCAGCGAAGACUUCCUCCAAGGGAUGAUUUCUGGUAGCCCGAGGAUCGAGGUUAUGGUGCUCGGCUCCAAUUUCGGUCACCGCCGGCUGCGCCUCUGCCUGCCUAGGCUUAGGUCCCUGGCCGUGUCGGUCAGGUGGAUUAGAAGGAGGGAGGAACGGAUCGAGCUGGAUGAUCUCGUGGUUGAGGGUGCUCCAUGUCUGGAACGAUUGCUGCUCAGUCAUGUGACCUAUGGCCCAUCGGUGAGAAUCACAGGCGCAACCAAGCUCAACAUGUUGGGCUACCUUGGAACUGGCUUUCCAACUAUUCAGGUCGGCGAAUCAAUCUUUAAGGCCAUGGUUCCUGUCAAGUUGGCGGAUAAUUUGUUCGGUGUGAGGAUAUUGGCACUAGCUAUGCCUGAACCAAAUUUGAAGCUUGCCAUAGACUACUUAAGAUGUUUUCCUUUCUUAGAGAAGCUUCACAUCGAGUUUUCAAACGGAUGGAGUUGGGAAGGUCCCGGGCUCUAUGAUCCGCUUAAUCCCAUUGAAUGUCUUGACCGCAGUCUCAAGACCAUUGAGCUGCAACCAUACGAAGGACUUAAUUCACAUAUCGAAUUCGCCAAAUUCUUCAUCAAGAGGGCAAAGAUCCUUGAGCUCAUGAAGUUUGGUAGGUGCCCAUGGUGUGCAACAAAAUGGAUCGAAGAUCAGCACAGGAAGCUUGAUGUAGAGAACAAAGCUUCUAAACGUGCUCAGUUUUCGUUUGAGCAAGAGGGUGACUUCUCGACAUUCUGGUUGGAUGAGGCCCUAUCUGAAGAAGUCUGCUUCUAAGGUGGGUGAUUUCUUGUGGGCAAGCUUUCAGGUUCUAUCCUGGAAGUGGUUGUCAGAAAUGCUCAUUUCAUUGUUAAUGAGACGCUCUUUUACUGAACUCUAGGGGUGGCUAUCUAUAUUGUGGAAGAUAUAUAAGCCAUCCAUCUUUAAACCCCACUACGGUCCAAUUAGCUUAUACAAAUGUUCAACAUUUUUCUUAAAUAUUUCAACAUUUGAUGUUCAAAAUGUUGAAACUAGGUGGACAAAAUGUUGAAAUGGUAACUUCAAAAUGUUGAACUGUC
Messenger RNA from Panicum virgatum (switchgrass), 1720 nucleotides. RefSeq names its product F-box/FBD/LRR-repeat protein At1g13570-like. NCBI's taxonomy places the organism in Eukaryota, Viridiplantae, Streptophyta, Magnoliopsida, Poales, Poaceae. The transcript has 3 exons. The coding region runs from base 90 to 1439 and encodes 449 amino acids. Gene Ontology annotation, molecular function: protein binding. The record is from RefSeq and is a predicted model, not a curated record.